Molecule: messenger RNA, 201 nt
Organism: Prorocentrum cordatum
Lineage: Eukaryota; Dinophyceae; Prorocentrales; Prorocentraceae
Source: the annotation of a GenBank genome assembly
GCCGAGCUGGCGGCGCUGACGCAGGCGUUCGGCGCCCUGGACGCCAGCCAGUGGAUGUCCCUCCACGAGGCCGUGAGCACCGAGCGCUUCGCCGACUGCGGGCUGCAGCUGGCCGACGGGCAGCAGCUUCGGGCGCACGGCGCCAUCGUCACCAGCCGGCGGCCCGAAGGAAAGGCCAACAUGGUGGCGUUGCAGUCUUAG